GCGCUCUUCUGAUCAAACACUGUUUCCAAGAGACCCUUCUCGCUAGUUCUGGAGGAAGUGAUUAACGCUUACUGACGGGACAGAUGCCAGAAACAGAAAUAGUAAUCAUGAAAAUGAGAAGCAGACUCUAGAGUGACGUUAGUCUGAGUAUCGGCCCUCUGAGAUCGGAUCCGUGUGUUUAUUCGCGUCUGACGGGGGACAGUUGUGAUCGGACGGGCGAGAACAACGAGAGGAAGAUCAUGUAUAACAACAACAACAGUAGCAGCAGCACACCGUCAUCGUCCUCCACCUCAUCCGAGGCUGGAGACAUGAGAAGUGCAGUGUUCAGCCCGGGUGAACCGCUCAGACAGCCGCGCACAUCUCCUCCGAUGUCGGACGGCGGCGCAGAGAUCAGAUCCCUCAUUCCUUCAGGAGGACACAAUAGCAGCAGUACUGCAGAUGCACUUGUGAAAAACUCCAAACUGUCCGCUGCCGCACCUGAGUUUGUCCCGGGCAAUUAUGCAUCGUUCCACGAUGAAGUGUAUUCGGAUGUAUCUGAAGAUUACUACCCCGAGACCUCACUGGCUGAUUUCGUUCAGGAUUUCGUAAGCCAUCUGAACUCGUCUCCGGGGUCCUUCGAGUCAGAAAUCGAUUACAUCACGGACAUGCUGAACAGCUUGGUCACUACAGAGGAGAUUCUGCAGGAGCUGGUAGAGCUCAUCUACGUUCAGUCCACGUCUAUCCCUAACUUCGCCUACACGGGUGCGCGGCUCUGUAACCAUCUGUCUCAUCACAUCCGUCUCAGUCCGGCUAGCCGUAACUUCAGACAGCUGCUGCUGCAGAGGUGUCAAACUGAGUAUGAGCAGAGGGAGCAGACUGUGAGAGGAGACCCAGAGACCCAGAAGAGGUUUCACUAUUAUGUGCUAUUUCUGGGGGAGCUUUACCUUAACCUGGAGGUAAAAAGUAGAAAGGACACCCCCGGGCGAGCCAAUGUCUUACUGGGAGCGCUAAAGGAUCUUUUGAACACAUUAUUCUCUCACCCAGAUGACCCCAACCUAAUGUGUGCUGUCAAAUUACUCAAGCUGAGCGGUUCCAUUCUGGAUGACACAUGGAAGGAGAAAGGCCAGUCAGACAUGGAUGAGAUAAUCAAGAAGAUUGAAGACAUUUUGCUGGAUGCCAAAUGCAGCCGAGAUGUCAGGCAGAUGCUGUUGAAACUGGUGGAAUUACGGUCCAGUAACUGGGGUCGAGUUCACACAGCGAGUGUGUCCAGUGACGCUACACCUGACAAUGACCCCAACUACUUUAUGAAUGAACCAACCUUCUACACAGCGGAUGGGACGCCUUUUACAGCAGCAGAUCCUGAAUACUCAGACAAAUACCAGGAGAUUCUAGACAGAGAAGACUACUUCCCUGAUGCAUAUGAGGAGAAUGGAAAUGAUUCUUUCUGCGCUGAUGAAGACGAAAUGGAUCCGGAGAUCGAGGAGGCAUUUGAGAGGUUUUGCAUGGAGUCGGACGCAAGAGGAAAGAAAUAAGCGACUGCGAGAUGGUCAUGUGGUCUCACACCCAACCCGCUGGAAUAUUUCAGAGUGGGUGGAAUCAAGAACGUUUCGGUUGAUUUUCGUUUUAUUUCUCAACAAGCACUUCUUGGCUGCAGUGUCACUGGAUUUAAUGGCUGGGUGUAAUGCAGCAUCAUUGGCACAAGUCCGUCAGGCCAUCAGUUUGCCAUUGGUUUGGCAUCUGGGUUGUGAGGUUUAUUUUAUGCGUGUUCAGAUUUGUCAUCCCUCAAAAAAAACUAAGUUUGCAGUGAGAUUUUAUUAAGAGCCGAAGAGUAGCAUCAUCAAGUGUACGUGUGGCUUGUUUGCAAACUAACAACUAAAUGUAGAAUGAGAAACUGAGUUUUGUCUUUUACUCCUCAUCAAGGCUUUGCCAUGUAGAGUUGAAGAGCGCGGGAAAAAAAGACAAAAAACAUUUUAAGAAAAUACAAUUCUACUGUUCUUCCUUUCUCAGACUCCCCUCACACCUUUUUAGAGUUUUAUUUUCAACUUAUAUGCACAUGUUUGAUGAAAAAAAGGAACCUUGACUUUCUAGUCUUUGGUUUUUCAAAUGCAGGAAUAAAGUUUCUUCACGUGUUGUGUCAAAUCAGAGGAAACGCUCAGAGAAGGUUCGAUUCAUCCUCCACUGUGAUUUACAGAACUUUCCUCAUCACCAACAUCUCAUGGAGCCCACAUAAAGGAAUGUUUAUUUUACUAUAGUUGUAAAUAUUAUUUACUGCAUUGUUUGCCUGCAAUAAAUCUUUAUAAAAACAC
Carassius auratus (goldfish) is the source of this 2285-nucleotide messenger RNA. Its product is annotated as polyadenylate-binding protein-interacting protein 1. Gene Ontology annotation, molecular function: RNA binding; protein binding; translation activator activity. Gene Ontology annotation, biological process: regulation of translational initiation. The transcript has 11 exons. Bases 240 to 1511 code for a protein of 423 amino acids. NCBI's taxonomy places the organism in Eukaryota, Metazoa, Chordata, Actinopteri, Cypriniformes, Cyprinidae. The record is from RefSeq and is a predicted model, not a curated record.